Ambispora gerdemannii is the source of this 747-nucleotide messenger RNA. Lineage: Eukaryota; Fungi; Glomeromycota; Glomeromycetes; Archaeosporales; Ambisporaceae. The record is from the annotation of a GenBank genome assembly.
AUGACUGCGCCUGAAGCCUGCUGCACCGUUCCCCCGGUAAAAAGCAACUAUGAAUCCAAAGGCGAAUAUAUCCAAAUAACCGACGACCUUAAAGCCUACACCAUUGGUCCGAAAAAUGCCAAAAAUGCUGUGAUCAUUGUUUACGAUAUUUUCGGAUACCAUCCAAACGCAUUUCAGACGGCAGACAUUCUCGCAGAACAGUUGGGAUUUCGUGUUGUGAUCCCAGAUAUCUUUCGUGGUAAGCCGUAUACUGUAGAUCAGUUAAUUAGAGAUGAAGGUUAUGAAAAAUUAGCUAUCUGGUUAAACGAAGUGGCACCCGACCAAUCAGUUCUCAAUCAAAUCGAUGCAGUCGUGAAUCACUUGCGUAAAGAUGGAGCCGAGGAUUUCGGGUAUAUUGGAUAUUGCUGGGGUGGUAAAUUUGCUUUUCUUGUUGCAAAGCAAGAGACGUUUACUGCCGCUGUAGGAAUUCAUCCUAGUUUUACUACUGAGGAACACAAAAUUGGCAUCAAGAUUCCGAUUGCUUUGUUGCCGUCACGAGAUGAACCUGAUUUCGCUCCGUUCAUUGAAUCCUUGAAAAAAGAACCAUUCGGGCAGAAAUCCAUUCAUCAUCGAUUCGAUGACAUGCCUCAUGGAUUCGCUGCUGCUCGUGGCGAUUGGAGUGUCUCAUUGACUGCUCAACGUGCUCAAGAAGCUAUUCAACUUGCCGCUAAUUUCUUGAAAGAAAAUGUUGGUGUAAGAUAUAAAUAA